Cylicocyclus nassatus is the source of this 714-nucleotide messenger RNA. The record is from the annotation of a GenBank genome assembly. Lineage: Eukaryota; Metazoa; Nematoda; Chromadorea; Rhabditida; Strongylidae.
AUGAUCGCUCUUCUAUUGGUUGUUGUUCCCUUUGUUGCAACACAAUACGCAGUUCCUCCAUCAUUUGGUGGAUGUGGUGGAUGUCCGAUGCCCAUGUGUCAACCACGGCCAAUGUGCCCUCCUCCGCCAAUGCCUCUUUGCCCAACACCUCCUCCAUGCCCGUUACAGUUCUGCCCUCCACCCCCACUGUGCCCACCUCCUCCUAUGUGCCCGCCCCCGCCACCGCCGCCACCGCCACCACCUCCGCCAAUGUGCGGAUGUCGCCCAGCCUAUAUCCCGAUGUACCCCUCAUAUGCAUUCCGAUCACCAUAUCCGAUGCAAGGUACGUAUCCAAUCGCAUCAGGCCCAAGCUUUGGAUCUGGAGGAGGAUGUGGUGGAGGCCCACCCGUAGCUCCGCCCCCACGUCCGCCUGCGCAGAAUGACUGCUGCUGUGGCUGUUCGGCGCCUUGCAAGUACAAACGAAAAGCUUUGUACUCAAGCAAGACAGUGGACCCUUCAUGCAACAGUGAAGAUUUGCGUACUAUCAUACAAGAGUAUAUAACGGAUGAUGCCACUUCAUCAAAGAGAGCAAUCCAAGAAGCAGCAGAAGAUAACCUCAACGUAACCGUCAACGUUAUUUGUGGAAAAGGCGAAUUCAGUUAUGUGGCACAUACCGAUAGCUUCUGUCAAAGUUCAAAAGACGACAUCACCUGUUACGCAUUUCAGCCGCUGUAA